This is a messenger RNA of Xylona heveae TC161, 1310 nucleotides long. RefSeq lists its product as hypothetical. The transcript has a single exon. Bases 203 to 1156 code for a protein of 317 amino acids. The record is from RefSeq and is a predicted model, not a curated record. NCBI's taxonomy places the organism in Eukaryota, Fungi, Ascomycota, Xylonomycetes, Xylonales, Xylonaceae.
CCGAUGCUGGUCUGCUCUAUUCGACCGUCAAGCCGUGGAUGACGCGUGCUGGCGAGGUCGCGGGAUUCGCCGGCGUCGUGCGACCUUAUAAUCUCCGCUACGGAUCGGGCCGGGCAUUCGACGACGAGGGUAGGUGCACUUAGAAGGCAUCCCAGAUGUUCAUCUCGCAUGUCUCGGUAGCUAACGACAAGCGGCAGGCUGUAUGAGCGAGGCGCUGCGUAACGUGAUCAUGCAGCAUAACGAUCCACGCACCUUUGUCCGACACUAUCUUCCGCGGCGCGUCAACGUCGACCUGCAGGCCAUUGUGCGUGGACUUGAACCACAGGCGGAGGUGAUGCAGGCUAGUUGCCGUAUGCUACGGUCUUUGGAUCGACGCCGGCCGUACAAGCUGACAGCAGAGCAAUCGAAGUCUGUCAACCAAGACCCUCGCGUGCUCCGCUUGGAGCGCCGGCGAGAUCGUCACCGGGGUCGACCGACUCGGCAGGAGGAGUCCCGACGGGUGGAACGCGACCUCAGGAACCUGAAGCAGCGCCUGCGCGCGAAGCUUCGCCGCAAUAUCCGCGAGAGCUGGGACCGCGAGCAGGCGAUCAAAGACAUCCAGCACCAGUUGGCGGGCGGGUCGUUUGAGGACAUUCGCGAGCAACAUCUGGGCUCCGUCGAGCGCACGCCGGAGCACAAGCGGCUUAUCACGGCGCUCAUGUCGCUACCGGGCGCAACCCUCGAAGAGGAGAUGCAGCGACGGAACGAGGCGAUCAACGCGGUGGCCGCGUACUGUCACUUGGAGGAGAGCUACCGUCCGAAUCAGCCCGGCGGAUGCCGUCUCGACACGGUCCCCCCGGCGAAGAUGGACCCGGAACGCGAGACGGCCGAUCUCAUCGAAAAAAUAUUGAAGGCAGCGAAGUGUAUGGUGUUCGCGAACGAACAAAACAAGCGACCACUUAAGUGCUUUGUUUGUUUUGGCGACACGAACAAGUCAUGGCAUCAGCGGGUCUAUGAUUUUGCCAGGCCUGGGGACCUUAGCAAGCAUUUUAAGAAAUAUCAUCUGACUCAUCUUGAGGCGAACGCGACGAUCAAAUGCGAGGUCUGCAAUAUAACUUUAGGUCACCGGAAGCAUUUCCAGCGUCAUGCACUAGCCACCCAUGGGACGGUGUCAUGAUCAUUAAUGCACCAGAGGAGUGUCAUUUCUCUGAUUUCGUUGUCGCAGUCCAGUCCGAUCUGCGCCUCCAAGGAGGCUUUUCUGCAAGUGUGCGCAUGUUUAACGUAGUGUGGAAUCAAAUAUAAUUAUGUAUUGAUUAUGCUAGAUCGAGAGC